Messenger RNA from Chilo suppressalis (striped riceborer), 6455 nucleotides. The record is from the annotation of a GenBank genome assembly. NCBI's taxonomy places the organism in Eukaryota, Metazoa, Arthropoda, Insecta, Lepidoptera, Crambidae.
CAAUCAUCGACGUCGAAUCUUGUUCGUGUUGUUUUUCUGCAACUUAGCUUAUUUUUUUGCAAAUAUGAAUGAAUCAAACCCUCUUUAAUAAUUCUAAUAUUGUUUAUGUUGAACGUGUGUUUAAUCGAUUUUUACAUUGUGUUUUAACACAAAACAUAUAUUUAUUUUUACUAAUUAUGGAAGCUUUCCGUUUUUUAUUGGAAAAAUGCAGACUGUGUCUUGAAGAAACUGGAGUUUUAAACAUAUUUAAAAGUGAGAAUAAAGAUUUGCCCGAGGAUAUUUAUCUAUGCACUGGAUUGGAGGUACAUCUUUCAGAUAACUUCCCUGAAAAGAUCUGUAAUCGAUGCCUAAAUAUAGUGCAAGACGUCAAAAGACUAAGAGAACGAGCCUUAAAAAAUAACAUACAUCUAAGAUCACUUUUUGUUAUUGAUGGUAUAGAUAAAAAUAAUGAUGUCACUGAACAUCAUGAAAAAGAGAAAGUCACAAUUAAAACUGAAAUAAAUGAGCAUGUUACUAGAGAGGACACUGAAAAUAAAAUGACCCCAUCAAAAAAUAUAUCUGUGAGAAAAGACUUAUUUGAAACUUCGCCUACAGUGAGCCCUACAAAAGCACCACCAACAACAAAUACUGAAGAUCAAUUAGAUGGUGUACAUUCAUGUAAAAGAAUUCGAUUAGAUGAUAAUACAGUGCUCUAUGAAUGCUGCGUAUGCUAUAAAACAUUUGACCGUUGGAAAAAGUUGUAUUUACACCAUCGUCACCACAGAAAGACUGAAGUUUGUCCACAAGAUGCAUGCGGUAAGAAGUUUUCAACAAAAGGUGAUCUAGAAAAACACAUACGCACACACACUGGAGAGAAGCCAUACAAAUGUAACGAAUGUGAUAGAAGUUUUUCACAAAGAGUGACACUGAAAUCACAUAGGGAAAGAGUACACUGUGUUCUGUUGGUAUAGUGUAUUCCCAAAACCCUUUUAAGAUUUGGAUGGUUACAUUUUAAACUUUUAGGAAAACGGAGACCAGUUCUAGAAUUCAAAAAAAAUGAGUGUUUGCUUUAAUAUGUUUCUUUUCAAAUGAAAUGUUUAAAGGCUUUCCAUUUACCUGUUUCUAUAUUUUAUUAUUGGUAAUAAGGUAUGCAGGUAUCAUUAUGAUUUUCAUAACAAUAAAAACAUAUAUGGGAAGGGAGUAUAAACUAUCUUUACAUAGUUUCAAAAAUUAUCUACAUAAAAAUGUAAUAAAUACUAUUGAUAAGUAUUAUUAACUAAUGAAGGCAGGUACCUAGUAUGCUUAUGUUGAUAAAUACCUAUGUUCGCGUAUAUUGCAGUUAUUAAGGCUAUCUAUUACAAAAUGGUUGGAAAGGAAUUGAAUUUAAAAUAAAACACCUUUAUUUGAAAACAUUUUGUAAUCUCAUUGGCGGGAGAUUGUGGUGUGGGGCUUUUGAUACAUGACGCGACUUGUAAUGCCAUUUUGCCCUUACUGACUUUGAUUACGGCUUGUUAAGUGAUUAUUGGUUACUUUAAAAAAAAUAAACAGAGACAAACACUACAGGAUUAGGAUGACAUGACAGCAAAUUGUGUAGUAGUUACAGAACUUUUAAUUUUUUACCACAGAAUGCCCGUUUACUAUGAUUAAUUGCUAAUAAUGUACAAAAAUAAUAGUGAAGGACAUUCGUUUGUGCAUGCUGGGGCAAAUUUCAUCGAUGUCCUGUCGAUCUAUUUAACAUGAAUAUUGAUAUGAAAUUGCAUAAUUAAAAAUGACGUGAGAAGUUUGUUAACUUGCUGUCUUGUCAAAAAACCUAUUUUACAAUGUGCAAUAACAACAUAGUAUAUGUUUAGGCAAUAGUGUAAGUGUAUUGGUUAUUUUCUCUAUAGUAGGUGCCUACCUUAAAAAAAUAGAUCUCAGAUUGUUAAACCGUCCUAUAAUAUCUUACACCUUAAAGAAAAUAAUACAUAUUUAUUUUUCUGACUUGCAUAAUAAUUAGUUAAGUAUUAAUAUGUUUGUUUUUCAUCUUUGGUAUUUAAAAAAAUGCUAGGUUUAUUUGUUUCUUAUGUUUUCAUGCUCACUAAUUAAUCAUGUAAUAAAUCACUUAUUGAACUGUGCUAUUGAUAGAGAAUCAAAAUUUUGCCUUUGACAUAGUUUACGGUAAAAAUUGAAGAAUAUGUAGUUUGAUAUUAAGACCUAUAAUCACAUAGUACAACGUUACACUUUUUCACAGCUAAUUUUCCACCAAACCAUCACUGAAGUCGGGUAAUAAUGUACUCUGCUGACUAAUUAGGAAACUUAUAUAGAGCUUCAAGCUUAAACUGUGCUAUUUUAUAAGCUUUUAACAUUAUUUUUAAUGUUUUAGUCGAUUAGCGACCACGCAGCCUGAGGACCAAACAUGUAUUUUGACAGCUCCGUAAUCGCAUCGCAUCGUUAAAGUUUCUAUGAAAACUAAGCAGCGCACCUAUCGGGCGAAAAAACAAACUAGCUUUUUCCAUACAAAAUUUGACGUUGACGAUGCGAUUACGGGGCUGUAAAAAUUCGUACUUGUGACUGUGUAAAGGCUCCGAAAUGUCAUAAUAAUAAUAAUAGAAUCCCGUUUUAUACCCAUUUAAAUAGUGUUUUAUAAAAUGUAUCUUUGUUAAUUUUGAAGCAGAUGUAUUUACAAAGAGUAACAUAGGUAAUAGGAACUUUUAUCAUUAAUUUGAUCACUGAUAUUGGUCGAAGCUACUACAUAUUCGAAAAUAAAUCUUUGAUUGAUAUUUUUUGUGGUUAUAACUCUGCAAUGCUAUGAUGAUUUUAACCUGAAAGAAUCCAAAAAAAUUGUGUUAAGUCAAAUGUUUUAUAAAAUUAUGUUUUAUCGUAUCUACAAAUCCAGAACUGUUAUUGGAACCAUAUGUCAAUAGCAUGAUAGAAUAUUCGAAUGUGCUUUGUCCCCAAAUAAAUGGAAUGACUGUUUCAUUAGGUACCACUAGGUAAUAAGUUACCCAAAACAUAGUGUCUUAGUCCCGCAAUUAAUAUAGAGUUCUAUUCGUGCUUAAAAUACCUUUUCUGUUUUAUAGUUUUAAAGAAAUGGCUAUGUCGAGACAUCCUACUAUUUUAUUUUGUUUUUUGUAGAAUCAGCCACGCAUCAAGUUUCCACAUUCUUUGUCAAUCGUAAUGACUCGUAAAAAUGGGAAGUAAAGUUCAAAUUCAAGUGGAUUUUUUUACUGAAUAAUUUGACCUGUGGCUGACUGUAGGUACCUACUUUGAUUUACCGAUUACCUGCACCCUUAGCACGAACCAUUAUCGAAUUCGAAUAGUUGAAUUCGAACUAAAUAUGCGUUAAAUGUGUACGUACAAACUUACUUAUUUAUAUCGUUACGUCAUUUGCUGCUGUUAAAAUUUCUAUACUAAAAUGUUGGCACUCGCAAACGUAACGAAUUCGAUAUUGGUUCGUGCCGAGGGUACUGUUUGUGUUAUGAUAUGAAGGCAUUUUGAGAACGAAACGCAAUUGUUUUUAUAAUUUACUUUUAUAAGUUAUUAAGCUUAGUUUGAAUCAAAAAGGGAAGAUGUGUCACUUGUGUCUCAAAAGUGCGCCGUUUAAAUUAGGUUUCUGUUUUAUAGUUUUAAGUUUUAAAAAUAUAUUCUUUUGUUUUUGUUUUAUGUAGGCACAAUCAGCCACGCAUCAAGUUUCCAAAUAUGCCUAACUUUCUCAAUCGAUUUUAUGAAUCGUAAAUCAAGAGCGAUAAAGUACAAAAUCAGUUAAAAAAAUACAGUUUUGAUAAUGUGACCUGUGGUUGUCUGUACCUACUUUUAUUUAACGGUCACCAGUUUGUGCAAUGUCAUAAAAGUAUUUUGAAAAAGCAAAGCAAUUGUUUUAUAAUUUUUCUUUUAUAAAGUAUUAAGUUUAAGAGCCCUUUCACUUAUUUUGCAAAAGUCGUAUUUUUGAGCGUCUCGUUUACCCCUUUAGAAAAGAUUUUGACUAUUUCCAAAAUAAGUAAACAGCAGAUUUAUUCUUCCUAUUGUAAGUUAAUGUAGAAUGUUUGCAAAUACUAUUUUCCUUUUUUUGUACUGAUCGUUCUACUGCAGCUAGUUUACGGAAAAAACGAUAAUAUGCACAACUUCAAACGCCUCAAUCUCUUAAUAAUGUUCAAUAAAUUAGAUCAAAUUAAUUACUACGACAUCAGAAAUAUGUUUUUGUUGUAACAUAAUGUAUUUGAAUUUUGAUUUUCCAUCUCAUUAAUUAUCAAAAAAACAUCUAGCCUCUGUGAGUUUUCUCCAAAAAAUAAUGCAGGUUUAACUCGUAUUUUGAUAUUGAAUUAAAUAGAAUUACUAUCAAAAACUUUCAUAAAACUAAUCCAUCCAUCAUUGAACUACAUUAUUGAAUAUUUAUAUAUUUUUAUAAUUCGAUAAUUAAUAAUUAUCUUAUGAGACUCGAAACAUCAUCCGUAAAAUGUAAUAUAUACUAGUGCAAAUCUACCUACGCGCCAAUCAGUAUGGCAGCGGCGCAAUUUUGUAAAAGGGCUCAUAAUAUAAUAAUAAACUUGAGGUUUAACCUCUGAAAAGUCUUCUCUUCUCGCACUAGUAGGUACUAUGUAUAUUUAUUUAAUAGUCCAUAUUCAUUCAAUACAAUAGCACUAAAUAUAAAAUUAGUUUAUUUUGUUGUGAUAUUAAUUAACGAAUAAUUGAUAUGACGUAAAUAUAGUAAUAAUAACAGAGAUCCAAACACGAACUUUGACAGAUCCGUAAUCGUCUUGUCAUCUUAAAAUUUUGUAUGGAAGGAGGAUUGUAUUUUUUAUUUAUUUAUUUAUUUAUUAAGGACAGCCAACAAAACAAUCACCAAAUAACAAUACAAACUGAGAAAGAAAAAAAGAAAACAAUUCUUACUGCUGCCUUACUUAAAGGCUGCCACAGCAUGCGUAAAUAUUUACUUACGAAGGAGACUUACGAUAAACAAAAUAAAGGAACCUAGUACAAACACUUCAAAACCACUAAACUUAAUAUUAGGUACAUAAGGUACAUAUUCGUAUCCAUUCUGACAUCAUUCUCCAGACCCAAAAACAGAUCCAACACCAGUCACGCACUUGCACUCUGUACAGACAAUGACAAGGAUACAGUGCCGUCAUAUCUAAGUCUAGGCCUAGAGAACCCUGCCAGAAUUGACCCCGUUGUGGUCCACCAUUUUUAAUAGAAACUGACGAUGCGAUACCUUUACGGAGAUUUGAUACUAAGUUCGUGAUUGGGUCUCUGUUAGUGAUUUCUAAAGAUCUCAUUUUAUUAGCAAAUAUUAUUUAACUUAUCAUUUUUUUAAAAAAAUAAGCAUGUUCCUGCUUGACGUUUAAAUCUAAAGAAAAUAUAACUAGAAAAAAAAACCACGCGGACCAGGCAGCAGACGGGACUCGAACCCGCACCCUUCUUUAUCCGGGCGAAUCAUCAAGCAGUAACAUGCUUUAAAAAUAUAUAUAAAUAAUUGCUAUUUCUUCUUUCAAAUGUUUAAUACUUGUAAAAGUAUUCAUUUGACAUUGUGGGUUACCUACAAUGCGAAGAAAUGGCGCUGCCUUGUAACUUUAUCAUGUUAAAACUUAGGUUAGGUUUCUUAAUUUCGGAUGAAAGUUCUCAAAUUUGUCGAAUCGGAAGUUGCCUGUUUUUUUUUCAAUAGCAUAUAGUUUUGGGGUUGGUAACUGAUUUUAGUUAGCAUUAUCGUUCAUUUAUACUUAAUGUAUCCUAUUUAUAAGCAAACGUAAAUAAUCUUUUAAUGUCAAACUACCAUUUUUAUUAGUUUAUUUAUUCAUAGCACAACAUCCAAUAAACUGUUAGUAGGCAUUGGAAGUAUUUUAAUUUAUCCAUAUGACACACAUGCCUUAAUGUCGUAUAUCUCCCCUAGCAACGCCCAUGACACGUAGUACAGUAAAUCUGUCGAAAAAAAUAUUGUUUCAGUGAAAAAAAAACCUAAAGGGUAAGUCUUGUUUUUUCUGUUGCCAAAUGACGUCAGUAAGCCACCUUGGCGAUGGGCAUGUUCAACUCGUAGGCGUUUUUUGAAAAACUCAAAAAAACCGUCAAAAUUUUUUUGAAACGCAUUUUUCUUGUUUUGUAUGCAUUUUAGAAACUUUUUUUUUUACCAUAAUUGUAGAGGGCGUUGAGUACUACAAUUUAUGUCAUUGUUACAAUCUCGUACAACAAAAAAUGCGCAUUGUAGGUGGCGCUAAAGUUUCAAAAAAAGGGUUUUUUCACUUUUUCACCCUGAGAAUAUAAUUUUAAUGGAAAACUUUAAAUGGCAAAGUUGUUUCGUACAUAAUUACCAACAACUUUUGUAUAAACCAUUUUUUUGUAUUACUUACCGUUUUCAAGUUAUAAAUUGCGCAGGUAUGAAAAAUCCAAUAGAGCGGUUUUGGGCAGUUCAAGUUUGCAUUUGCAGUGCACAUUUCAAUGUACGUUUUUACUAUUUUUUUUCAAUCUUGAAAAAAAAUAAAAAUAAAACAAUUAUUUUUAUUUUUUUU